AUGCGGCCUCCAGGCUGUUGGUCUUUUUCUAGAGCUCCCCGCAGCAAAUUAGCCGUUCUAUAUCUAUGCUUUUUUUGCUGCUCUUGUGGCACACUGGCAGCACCAGCAGCAGCAGCAGCAGCAGCAGCAGCAACGGCAGCAGCAGAGUCGGGGAGGCUGCGAGCAGCACCCUUAGGUGAUGCGUCUGCUGCAGCUGCUGCUGCUGCUGCUCCGCCCCAGCUCUACUCGCGGGCCGGCGUUGGAGCGGACGCGCCACUCCUGGACAGCAGCAGCAGCAGCAGCAGCAGCAGCAGCAGCAGCAGCGGGAACCGGCAGCUAACGGCAAAUGCACCAGCACUGCAGCAGAACUUCCGGCAAACAAAAUGGAGCUCUGUGUCUGUGGGGCGAAGAUGGCUGGCAGCUGCUGCUCUUUGCAUCUUUGCAGCAGCUUAUUUGGUGCUGCGCUGCUCUCGUGCUGCUGCUGCUUCCGCGCUGCAGCAGCAGCAAGGGCUUGCUUCGCGUGAGCUAGCUGAGGGCAGCAGCAGAGAAGACAGCCACCGCGAGGACGCCGGCAGCAGCAGCAGCAGCAGCAGCUGGGACUGCUUGGGGCCGGGGCAGGCCCCGCCAGCUGCUGCUGCUGCUGCUGCUGCUGCUGCAACUGCUGCUGCUGAUCCUGCAGAAGCUCCUGCUACGCCUGCAGAAGCUAAUCUUGCGAGCACAGAGGACGGCGCUGCUGCUGCUGCAGAAGGCGGUGCUGCUGCUGCUGCUGGUGCUGCUGCUGCUGCUGGUGCUGCUGCUGGAGGCGGCGUUGCAGCAGGAGAGGGCGCCGCUGCAGCUGCUGCAGCAGACGACGGUGAUGCUGCUGCUGCUGCUGCAGAAGGCGGCGUUGAUGCUGCUGCAGGAGAGGGCGCGGUUGCUGGUGCUGCUGCUGCAGCAGGAGGCGGCGCUGCUGCUGCUGGUUGGAAUGACAGGGCUGGGGUGUCGGGUGCUGCUGCUGCAGCAGAUGCUGGUGCAGCAGGGGCUGCUGCAGCAGGGGCUGCUCCAGCAGAUGCUGGUGCAGCAGGGGCUGCUGCAGCAGGUGCUGGUGCAGCAGAUGCUGGUGCAGCAGGGGCUGCUGCAGCAGGGGCUGCUGCAGCAGAUGCUGGUGCAGCAGGGGCUGGUGCAGCAGGGGCUGGUGCAGCAGAUGCUGGUGCAGCAGGGGCUGCUGCAGCAGGGGCUGCUGCAGCAGAUGCUGGUGCAGCAGGGGCUGCUGCAGCAGGGGCUGCUGCAGCAGAUGCUGGUGCAGCAGGGGCUGGUGCAGCAGGGGCUGGUGCAGCAGAUGCUGGUGCAGCAGGGGCUGCUGCAGCAGAUGCUGGUGCAGCAGAUGCUGCUGCAGCAGGUGCUAGUGCAGCCGGUGCUGGUGCAGCAGGUGCUGCUGCAGCCGGUGCUGCUGCAGCAGGUGCUGGUGCAGCCGGUGCUGCUGCAGCAGGUGCUGGUGCAGCAGGUGGCGCUGCAGGAGUCGCUGCUGGAGCUGGUGCUGGUGCUGAAGCUGCUGCUGCUGCUGAAGCUGCUGCUGCUGCUGGAGCUGCUGCUGCUGCUGAAGCUGCUGCUGCUGCUGAAGCUGGUGCUGCUGCUGAAGCUGCUGCGGAAGCGCUGCUGGUGGAGGAGCGAGCAGCAGCGGUGCUGCGGCAGGCGCGGCAGCUGAUGCUGCUGGGGGGGCGGCUGCUGCCGCUGCUGCCGGAGUGGCAGCUGUCUUCGGGAGUGGUGGUGCUGCUGUCUUUGGUGACGCAGGAACUUGCUGCGCUGCGCUGCUUGCUGGGGCCGCUGCUGCAGCAGCAGUACCGAGCAGCAGCAAGAGCUGUGGAGCAAGAAGCCCGCAGACUUCUGCGGCGCUGGAAGAACAGCGGGGACUUAACAGGAAUGGUGCGGCGGACUCGGCGGCUGCUGGGGGUGCUGCUGCAGUCCGCGGAGUUGGUUGCUGCAGCGCCUCCGGAGCAGUACGGGGAGCAGCAGCAGCUGCUGCUGCAGUCGCUGGACUCCAGCAGCUUCGUGCUGCAGCGCUGCGCCGACGUGCUGCUGCUGCUGCUGCCCUGGACGCAGCAGCAGCACGAAGCCAAGUUCUUUGCUGCAGUCUGCCGCAGGCAGCGGCUGAACAACGUGGGCAUGGCUUCCUGGGCCGGCUUCGCGCCGGCGAAGCUGGGCACUUCCAUUGCGCACUUUUUGUCCAAAACUCGGUCUUCUCGCGGAUAUUAUUUCGCAUCUUUUCCAUUUUAUUUCGACUUUUUCAUUCUUUGCGAAAAAGGAGCCAAGCAGGGCGUACUGACAUGGCGAAACCAGGCAGUGCCGCACGUCGACAGCUUCCCGCCGCCGCAGCAGCAGCAGCAGCAGCACGCAGCAGCAACGCUGCCGCUGCUGCGCCACGUCCUCUACACCUUCCACGGCUGCGUCUACGCAGCAGCAAAAGCUGCAGGUUCUCACCGGGACUUCCGCUCCGCCAGUUUGCUGCGCGCGGAGAGCCAGCAGCGCCGCAGGGCCUGGGGAGUUCCCGAGGAAACUCUUGCUGCUGCUGCUGCGCUCGGCGCCGGCAGCAGCACCAUGCAGCUGCUCCACCGCUGCCGCGCCCCGCGCCACGGCAGAGCCGCCGCUGCUGCUGCUGCUGCUGCUGCUGCUGCUGCUGCUGCUGCUGAGUAUGAAGACGAGGAUAAGGAGUAUGACUUCGCAGCUCUUCCUGGUCCUGAUGCUGACGCUCUUGCUGCUGCUGAAGAGGACGACGCUGCUGCAGCGCUCUAUGAGGCGCCGCUGCUGCAGCCCGCCGGCCAGCCCCUCGAACACUCACAGUGGGAACUGCAGCAAGGCAGCAGCAGCAGCAGCAACUCAAAAGCCCACCUCGAAACCUUUUCAGAUCCCGAUUCUUCGGAAGAAGAAGAUUUCUUGGACGUGGAGGAAGCAGACGAGGGGCCUCUGGAACAUCUAGACAGCCGGCAAGGCUCUGCUGCAGCCGGCCGGGCCAGCGCUGCCCCCGAAUCUGUUGCUGCUCGCAGCACUGCGCCGCCUCCUUGGGAUCCUCAGGAGUCCGCUGAUGCGGCUGCUGCUGCUGCUGCUUCUCUUGCUGCUGCUGCUGCUGCUAAACUUCGUGAUCCUCAUAAUAUCCCUCCUCGUUUUUCUGCUCUUCUGUCUUCCGUUGCUGGUCAUGCUGCUCUUCGCGCUAGGGGUCCUCAAGGUGCUCAGAGCGCAGCUGCUGCUCGUCCUGCUGCUUCUCCUGCUGCUGCUCGUCCUGCUGCUUCUCCUGCUGCUGCUCGUCCUGCUGCUUCUCCUGCUGCUGCUCGUCCUGCUGCUCCUCCUGCUGCAGCUCGUCCUGCUGCUCCUCCUGCUGCAGCUCGUCCUGCUGCUCCUCCUGCUGCUGCUCGUCCUGCUGCUCCUCCUGCUGCUCCUCGUCCUGCUGCUCCUCCUGCUGCUGCUCGUCCUGCUGCUCCUCCUGCUGCUGCUCGUCCUGCUGCUCGUGCUGCUCGUGCUGCUCGUGCUGCUCCUCGCACCACCAGCGUCCAGCGCAGGUACUCUACCCGUCGGCACCCCCGCAACAAUGGACCAUCAGCAGCAGAAGCAGCAGAAGCAGCAGCAGCAGCAACAGAAAGAGCAGAAGCAGCAGCAGCAGCAGAAGCAGCAGCAGAAGCAGCAGCAGAAGCAGCAGCAGCAGCAGAAGCAGCAGCAGCAGCAGCAGCAGCAGAAGCAGUAGCAGAAGCAGAAGCAGCAGCAGAAGCAGAAGAAGCAGCAGCAGCAGCAGAAGCAGAAGAAGAAGCAGCAGCAGAGCGCUACAGCCGUAGAUAG
Eimeria necatrix is the source of this 3783-nucleotide messenger RNA. RefSeq lists its product as hypothetical. Gene Ontology annotation, biological process: regulation of transcription by RNA polymerase II. Bases 1 to 3783 code for a protein of 1260 amino acids. Lineage: Eukaryota; Apicomplexa; Conoidasida; Eucoccidiorida; Eimeriidae. The record is from RefSeq and is a predicted model, not a curated record. Gene Ontology annotation, cellular component: nucleus. Gene Ontology annotation, molecular function: transcription cis-regulatory region binding. The transcript has a single exon.